AUGGUGAUAGGUGGUACUGGUCUAGACAAAGCAAACGUGACAUUGAAUUGUUCCAGUCCCGUCAUACUAAAUGAAGGUGACAACUUCACCUGUCUGUGCAGUGGUGAAGGUGGAAACCCUCCUGCUAAUGUUAUCUGGUAUAAAGAUGGAGUCAAAAUUAGUGAUGCUGGAAUAGAGAAUCAAACGUUAAAUAUAUGGAAUGCUGAUAGAACAGAUAAUGGAAAUUACACGUGUGCAGCCACCAGCAGCUAUCGUUAUAACAAUUUUAGAGAUGAAGAAUCUAUCGAAGUAAUAGUUUAUUACAAACAAAACAUAACAUUGAAUUGUUCCAGUCCCGUCAUACUAAAUGAAGGUGACAACUUCACCUGUCUGUGCAGUGGUGAAGGUGGAAACCCUCCUGCUAAUGUUACCUGGUAUAAAGAUGGAGUCAAAUUCAGUGAUGCUGGAAUAGAGAAUCAAAUGUUAAACAAACCAAACGUGACAUUGAAAUGUUCCAGUCCCGUCAUACUAUACGAAGGUGACAACUUCACCUGUCUAUGUAGUGGUGAAGGUGGAAACCCUCCUGCUAAUGUUACCUGGUACAAAGAUGGAGUCAAAAUUAGUGAUUUUGGAAUAGAGAAACAAACGUUGAAUAUCUGGAAUGCUGACAGAACAGAUAAUGGAGAUUACACGUGUGCAGCCAGAAGCAAUCGUCACGAAAAUUUUAGAGAUGAAGAAUCUAUCGAAGUAAUGGUUUAUUACAAACCAAACGUGACAUUGAAUUGUUCCAGUCCCGUCAUACUAUACGAAGGUGACAACUUCACCUGUCUGUGUAAAGGUGAAGCCGUGAAGGUGGAAACCCUCCUGCUAAUGUUACCUGUAAAACCAAAUGUGACAAUAAAUUGCUCCAGUUCUAUAACCGUUAACGAAGGCGACGAUGUCACGUGUGAAUGUAAAUGUGAAGAUGGUAACCCUCCAGCAAAUUGUACUUGGUUUAAAAAUGGCACCCUCGCUGGUAAAGUGGGGAAGGAAGACAGCACGUUGAAGCGCCAUAAUGUAAAAAAGAUUGACAGGUCAAUUGCAACAACGAACACGUUGCCAAUACGGUCGUCAACAACGCGAUCUGUGAAAGUGAACUCUAUACUUAACACGAUGGUAAACACCAAUAUGACGAACCCUACGUCCAGGCUGAAGACAAGUGAUAGACCAGAGAAAACAGUCUCAAGAGAAUGUAAUUGCAGUGGCACCGAAUGGCAUGUGAUUGUCAUAACAUUGGGUUCAGGAAUGAUCGUUGGAGUUCUUCUCACUGCAUUUGCUUUAUAUUCUCAUCGUAAGUGGUUUAGAAACAAAAAACCUAAACUAACUCCUGAAGCACAAGUAACUGCUGACGAUCAAGCAACUUAUCAAGAACUUGAUCUUACAAAAAUGAAUCGAGAAAAUAAUUAUCAGUCGUUGAGAGGAAAUGCGGCAAGGAAUUACGCUGUAAGCAACGAGGAGGCGGAGGAGGCCUGUUAUGCUGAGUUGAACAAAAUCAGAGAUGCGGAGAACAACUAUCAAUCUUUAACGUAA
Messenger RNA from Dendronephthya gigantea, 1548 nucleotides. Its product is annotated as hemicentin-1-like. Bases 1 to 1548 code for a protein of 515 amino acids. NCBI's taxonomy places the organism in Eukaryota, Metazoa, Cnidaria, Anthozoa, Malacalcyonacea, Nephtheidae. The transcript has 8 exons. The record is from RefSeq and is a predicted model, not a curated record.